Molecule: messenger RNA, 411 nt
Organism: Gongylonema pulchrum
Lineage: Eukaryota; Metazoa; Nematoda; Chromadorea; Rhabditida; Gongylonematidae
Source: the annotation of a GenBank genome assembly
AUGGCCGCCGAGGUGCUAACGACACUAAUCCUUUUCGCUAAGCGAAAGAACGGAGCAAAUACGAUGGGGCGUUGCCUCAUGGAUAUGAAUGAAUCGUUGCAGGUCCGCAAUGGAACAUCGCCGCAGGGGAACUGGAGAGGAGCUCAAGAAUGGAGCAGUUAUGAUGACGGCGAUUCCCGUAAGUGUUUAAAUCCUCCGGAUCCAAUAGAGGCAUUUCUUGAGAAUGCCGGUGGUGGGAGACCGUCAAUAGAGUUGGCGCGCAUGGCCAUUCAGUGUACUAAACGUAUGCAGACGCAGUUGCCACCACCUGAAAUUGGUGGCAACUGCGUCUUCCAAGACUUUAUGGAAGAAUUUCAGUUGGGGUUUGACGGUGAAACAGACAGAACGAAGAUAUUUGUAAGCCAUUCUGUC